GCUGCUGGUGUGAGAUUGUCCUUUUACUUCCUGGCUCUGGCAGCAAGGAGAAGAUCUGAUCGCCUGCUGAGUUCUCUGGGGGAGGAAGGCAGGCAGGCAGGCAGGCAGGGUGACUCCAUCACUCAGAGCACAAGCAUCCAGCCAUCCAUCUGAGUCUGGGCUUGUUCUGACUCCUGAUCAACCCUUCUUGGCUCCUUGGAUGAGUAUCCGUUGUUGUGGCCGUGGGAGAAAGAUAAAGGUGGCUUGUUUCUAAUCUUCCUGAAGAGGAUUUCCAUAGUAACCUGAUGAAGUCGUGCAGUUUAGCUGAGGAUUUUUCUUAACACUUCUAGGAUGAUAUCUGAUAGGUUCACCAGCAAAAUUGUAACUUUCAAAAAUGAAAUUUUGUAUAGGAAGAAACAGAUAAAUUGGAAUUAAAGGUGUGAAUAUUCACUUCCCUUUGGAUGUAUCUGUUUUUAAAGACGAUAUGUUGAUUCAGAAGAUCCAGAGAGAGAAUUGUGAAAUUUAUUUCAUCUAUUCAAUCCAUGGAAUUUUAAGUUACCUCUUCAAGGCAGCAAAUUUUCACAAAGUUGUGUGAUGGAUAUAGCAGUGUGUCUUUGUGCCUGGAAACCUCACAUUGUGGAUUAGUCUGCUAUCAAUUCCAUUUUGGGGGAAGGAUUGGAUGUUAUGGAUUUAUCUUCAGAAAUGAGUAGGCAUGGAAGAAAUCCAUUCAGUCACAAGCUGGAAGAUCAGAAGAAGAUUUACACUGACUGGGCUAAUCAUUAUCUAGCAAAAUCUGGCCACAAACGACUGAUCAAAGAUUUGCAACAGGACAUUGCAGAUGGAGUUCUACUAGCAGAAAUCAUCCAGAUUAUUGCAAAUGAAAAAGUUGAAGAUAUCAAUGAUUUUCCUCGAAGCCAAUCUCAAAUGAUUGAGAAUGUUGAUGUCUGCCUUAGCUUUCUGGCAGCCAGAGGAGUAAAUGUCCAAGGUCUUUCUGCUGAAGAAAUAAGAAAUGGAAAUUUGAAAGCCAUUUUAGGACUGUUUUUCAGUUUGUCUCGUUAUAAACAGCAGCAGCACCAACAACAGCAAUACUAUCAGUCCUUGCUAGAGCUACAGCAACAUAUCUGUCAUUCUCCGAAUCCUCCUGAGAGUGGCCAAUCCAAAAUCCAGCAAGAUAUGCAGUCCAGUCUGACAGCCAGAUAUACAACUCAGUCUAAUCACAGUGGAAUUGCAACCAGUCAAAAAAAGCCUUCUAGGCUUCCUGGGCCUUCAAGGGUGCCAGCUGCAGGCAGCAGUACCAAAGUCCAGGGAGCUUCCAAUUUAAAUCGAAGAAGUCAGAGCUUUAAUAGCAUUGACAAAAACAAACCUCCGCAAUAUGCAAAUGGAAAUGAAAAAGAAUCACCCAAAGGUCCUCACCCAUCUGCAGGUAUAAAUGGAAAUGUACAGCAUCCCACCACCAUUGGGCAGCAGCUGGUCUCUGCCAUCCCCUCUCCAAGUGCCAGCAAGCCUUGGCGCAGCAAAUCAAUGAAUGUCAAACACAGUGCCACCUCUACUAUGCUGUCUGUGAAGCAGCAGAGCCCUGCAACCUCCCCUACGCCACUUGCAGACAGGCUUAAACCACCUCUUACUGAAGCUCCCAAAACACCUUCAUCUGGGCAGAAAUCUAUGUUAGAGAAAUUCAAACUGGUUAACGCUCGGACUGUUUUACGGCCCCCUUUGUCAUCAAAUUCAGGCCCUGCUGAGAGUGGAAAAGAUGAUGAAAAUGUUUUAGAGUGUGGUGAAGUGGAUGGCUUCAGUGGUGGACUCAGUACUGCUGGAUCUACCACCAACAGCCCCAAAAUAUCCCCUAAAUUAACUCCUCCGAAAGCUGGAAACAAAAAUAUCAGCAAUAAAAAGUCUUUGCUGCAGCCAAAGGAUAAAGAAGAAAAGAGCAAAGAUAAAAAUAAAGUUUGCACUGAAAAAGUGGUAAAGGAUGAAAAGGAACAGAUGCCCGAGACACCCACCAAAAAGACCUCAAAAAUUGCAAGCCUGAUCCCCAAGGGGAGCAAAGCAACUUCAGCCAAGAAAGAAAGUUUAAUUCCUUCAUCUAGUGGGAUACCAAAACCUGGUUCAAAAGUACCUACAUCGAAGCAGAAUAGUUCACUAGUAUCUUCAGGAAGUAAAGAGACAGAAAAGUUGAGGAAUGCAAAAGGAAACCAGCCCCUAACUACAGCAAAAUCCCAAGGGAAUGAGAAAACCAAUCUCUCAGCUUCUGAAGGAAAUGAGGGCAGUGCUGGUCUUAAUAGUACAUCAUUUUCUUCUCCUUCAAUGGCUGCAGCCACUGGGCAAGUCCCAGGAAGUGGUGUUGUCCAACUUCCUCAGCAGCAACAAUACAGCCAUCCAAAUACAGCCACUGUAGCACCAUUUAUUUAUAGAGCUCAUUCGGAAAAUGAUAAUUCUUCUAUCCCAUCUUCUGACUCUUGUAUCAGUCCUACAAAAUUGGAUUUGGCAUACAGUAAAACUGCCAAGCAAUGUCUAGAGGAAAUAUCUGGAGAAGAUCCUGAAACAAGAAGAAUGAGAACUGUAAAGAAUAUAGCUGAUCUGAGACAGAACUUGGAAGAAACUAUGUCCAGUCUUAGAGGCACUCAAAUAAGCCACAGCACACUGGAGACAACAUUUGACAGUACUGUGACAACUGAAGUGAAUGGACGAAGCAUUCCUGGCUUAACAAGCCGAUCUUCUCCAGUGACCUGGAGGCUUGGACAAGCUAGUCCUCGACUCCAGGCAGGUGACGCUCCUUCCCUGGGUGGAGGGUACCCUCGCAGUGGUGCUAGUCGCUUCAUCCAUACUGACCCUUCUCGAUUCAUGUACACCACACCUCUUCGUCGUGCAGCCAUCUCUCGUCUUGGGAACAUCCCCCAAAUUGACAUGGGUGAAAAAGGAAAUAGUGACCUGGACAUUUCCUCUGAUGUUGAUGUUGGAGGGUACAUGAGUGAUGGGGACAUUCUUGGGAAGAGCCUUCGAGCUGAUGACAUCAACAGUGGUUACAUGACUGAUGGAGGGCUCAAUCUAUACACAAGAAGCUUGAAUCGAAUUCCUGAUAUAGCUGCCUCUCGAGAUGUCAUACAAAAAGGAAUUCAUGAUGUGACAGUGGAUGCAGACAGUUGGGAUGAUAGCAGUUCCGUUAGCAGUGGCCUCAGUGAUACUUUGGAUAACAUCAGUACAGAUGACCUCAAUACUACAUCAUCGCUGAAGACAGAUUCUGAAAAACGUUCAGUAACUGAUGGAGAACCUUGGGGGAGCAGUGAAGAACUGAAGAAGCCAGAGGAAGAUCUUGAGAGUAAUCUUGACAACAGUGGCAAGUGGAGGAGCCAUCCUCCUGGAUUGCUUGAGGAGGCUGAGAAAGGAGGGCAAAAAGGCUCUCUUCCCAUCUCUCAGACAGGCUCUUGGAGAAGAGGCAUGACUGCACAAGUAGGAGCAACAUCAUCUAGGCACAAAGCAGGAGGAAGUACUAUCAAAACAUCUGGAAAAACAGAUGAUGCCAAAGCUUCUGAAAAAGUAAAAACUCCCCUGAAAGGAGCUUCCAUCCAGCGUUCCCCUUCAGAUGCAGGAAAAAGCAGUGGAGAUGAAGGGAAAAAACCUCCUUCUGGAAUUGGCCGAUCAACAGCCACAGGUUCCUUUGGUUUCAAGAAAACUGGGGUCAGCUCUUCAACAAUAAUCACUGCAAGUGGAGCAACCAUAACAAGUGGCUCGGCAACUUUGGGGAAGAUGCCUAAAUCUGCAGCCAUUGGUGGAAAGUCAAGUGCAGGGAGAAAGACCAGUCUCGAUGGUUCUCAGAAUCAAGAAGAUGGUGUCUUACAUAUGAGUUCAAAGACCACUUUGCAGUAUCGAAGUUUACCACGUCCUUCAAAAUCAAGCACAAGUGGGAUUCCUGGCCGAGGUGGACACAGAUCUAGCACCAGCAGCAUUGACUCUAAUGUCAGCAGCAAGUCUGCUGGUGCUGCUGCCACCAACAAAUUGAGGGAACCUACAAAGAUUGGCUCAGGACGAUCUAGUCCUGUAACCAUCAACCAGAUGGACAAAGAAAAAGAAAAAGUGACAAUAUCUGAUUCUGAGAGUGUAUCCUUGUCUGGUUCUCCCAAAUCAAGUCCAACGUCAGCUAGUGCCUGUGGAACACCAAGUCUCAGACAACCAGGUUCAAAAUAUCCAGAUAUUGCCUCACCUACAUUUAGAAGGUUGUUUGGUGCCAAAGCCAGCGGCAAAGCUGCCACCCCACCAAAUACAGAAGGCGUGAAACCUACAUCUGCCAUGCCCAGCCCUAGUACCACAUUAGCUCGGCAAGGCAGUCUGGAAUCUCCAUCUUCAGGUACAGGUAGCAUGGGCAGUGCAGGUGGGCAGAGUGGAAGCAGUAGCCCCCUCUUCAAUAAGCCCUCGGACUUAAAUACAGAUGUUGUAGGCCUAAGUCACUCCUUGGCUUCAAGUCCAGCUUCAGCCCAUUCUUUCACAUCAGGUGGUCUUGUCUGGGCUGCAAACCUGAGUAGUUCUUCUGCUGGUAGUAAGGAUACACCAAGUUACCAGUCAAUGACUAGCCUCCACACCAGCUCUGAAUCUAUUGAUCUCCCUCUUAGUCAUCAUGGCUCUCUCUCUGGAUUGACCACAAGCACUCAAGAGGUUCAGAGCCUGCUCAUAAGGACUGGAAGUGUCAGAUCUACUCUUUCAGAAAGGGGUUUUCUUUGUUUUAACAGCAUGCAGCUUGACAGAAAUACACUGCCCAAAAAGGGAUUAAGGUAUACUCCAUCUUCUCGUCAGGCUGGUCAAGAGGAAGGGAAAGAGUGGCUGCGUUCACAUUCUACUGGAGGGCUCCAAGACACUGGAAAUCAGUCUCCCCUGGUAUCGCCUACAGCUAUGUCUUCCUCUGCAACUGGCAAAUAUUUCUCUAAUUUAGUAAGUCCAACAAAUUUAUCCCAGUUCAAACUUCCUGGACCUAGUAUGAUGAGGUCAAACAGCAACCCUGCACAAGACUCUUCUUUUGAUCUCUAUGAUGAUUCUCAGCUGUGUGGUAGUGCUACAUCCUUAGAGGACAGACCACGUGCAAUUAGUCAUUCUGGUUCAUUCAGAGAUAGCAUGGAAGAAGUACAUGGAUCCUCAUUAUCACUAGUUUCCAGCACUUCUUCUCUUUAUUCCACAGCUGAAGAAAAGGCACAUUCAGAGCAAAUUCAUAAAUUACGACGGGAACUGGUUGCAUCUCAGGAAAAAGUGGCCACCCUAACAUCACAACUAUCAGCAAAUGCCCAUCUUGUAGCUGCAUUUGAAAAAAGCUUAGGGAAUAUGACAGGCCGGUUGCAAAGCCUAACAAUGACAGCUGAACAAAAGGAAUCAGAACUCAUAGAACUACGGGAAACCAUUGAAAUGCUGAAAGCUCAGAACUCGGCUGCCCAGGCUGCUAUUCAAGGAGCUCUGAAUGGCCCUGACCACACUCACAGAGAUUUGCGAAUAAGGCGACAACAUUCAUCUGAAAGUGUUGCCAGCAUCAAUAGUGGUACAAGCCAUUCAAGCAUGGGUAGCAGCAAUGAUGCUGAGUCUAAAAAAAAGAAAAAGAAAAAUUGGGUGAACUCUAGAGGAAGUGAGCUAAGGAGUUCAUUCAAACAAGCUUUUGGAAAGAAGAAGUCUUCAAAACAUCCUUCCUCCCAUUCUGACAUAGAAGAAGUCACAGAUUCAUCUCUACCAUCCUCACCUAAAUUACCUCAUGGUGCUGGAGACUGUGGAUCUACUUCAAUCAGGCCAUCCCAAUCAACUUCACUGAUUUGUGAAUGCACAGAAGCAGAAGCAGAAAUAAUUCUUCAGCUAAAAAAUGAGCUCAGGGAGAAAGAGCUCAAGCUUACAGAUAUUCGUCUUGAAGCCCUCAGUUCUGCCCAUCAUCUUGACCAAAUUCGGGAAGCCAUGAACCGCAUGCAGAAUGAAAUUGAGAUUUUGAAAGCUGAGAAUGAUCGUUUGAAGGCUGAGACUGGAAACACUAGCAAAUCUAUCAGGCCAUGUUCAGAGUCCUCAAGCAGCACAUCUUCUUCCUCUUCGCGACAAUCUCUAGGUCUCUCUCUGAAUAACUUAAACAUCGCAGAUUCAGUUACAUCUGAUAUUUUACUGGAAGAUGUUGCAGAUGGAACUCUCCAUAAAGAAGGCCAGAAUGUUAAGAUUAUUGUCACAAUAAACAAGGGCUACGGUCGAUCAAAGGACCAAAGAAUACAGGCAUAUUUGAUAGGUUCUAUCAGGGUCAGUGGUAAAACAAAAUGGGAUGUAUUAGAUGGUGUAAUUAAACGACUCUUUAAGGAAUAUGUUUUCCGAGUAGAUCCAACUACUAGCCUUGGUUUGAGCUCAGAUUGUAUAGCUAAUUAUUGUGUAGGUGAUAUAAUUAGAGCACAUAACCAAGAAGUACCUGAAUUGCUACCUUGUGGAUAUCUGGUUGGAGAUAAUAACAUAAUCACAGUGAAUCUUAAAGGAGUAGAAGAAAAUAGUUUGGAUAGCUUUGUGUUUGAUACAUUAAUUCCUAAACCAAUUAGUCAACAAUACUUUAAUUUACUGAUGGAGCACCACAGGAUUAUCCUAUCAGGACCUAGUGGCACUGGAAAGACCUAUUUAGCCAACAAGCUUGCUGAAUAUCUGAUAACUAAAUCUGGCCGGAAAAAAAUGGAAGAUGCCAUUAUUAGUUUUACUGUUGAUCACAAAUCAAGCAAGGAUGUUCAACAAUAUCUUGUUAAUUUGGCUGAACAGUGCAAUGCUGAUAAUAGUAGUUCUGACCUUCCUGUGGUAAUAAUUCUUGACAACCUGCACCAUGUUGAUUCUUUGAGUGACAUCUUCAACGGUUUUCUUAACUGUAAAUAUAACAAAUGUCCCUACAUUAUUGGAACGAUGAACCAGGGAAUUUCAUCAUCACCUAAUCUAGAACUGCAUCAAAACUUCAGAUGGGUGCUGUGUGCUAAUCACACAGAGCCCAUUAAAGGGCUGUUAUCCAGAUAUUUGAGAAGGAAACUGAUUGAAACAGAGCUGGAGAAGAAUACCCGCAAUAAUGAUCUCAUCAAAAUUAUUGACUGGAUUCCCAAGACAUGGCAUCAUCUCAACAGCUUCUUAGAAACACACAGUUCUUCUGAUAUAACCAUUGGUCCUCGCCUUUUUCUACCUUGUCCUAUUGAUGUUGAUGGUUCUAGAGUAUGGUUUACUGAUCUCUGGAAUUAUUCUUUGGUGCCAUAUAUAAUGGAAGCUGUGAGAGAAGGACUUCAGAUGUAUGGUAAACGUGCACCUUGGGAAGACCCCUCAAAGUGGAUAGCAGAGACUUGUCCAUGGAGUACACUGCAACAUGAUUGGUCAUCAUUACUUCAGUUAAGACCUGAAGAUGUUGGUUAUGAAGGUUAUCCAUCUGCCAAAGAAGGAACCACUUCAAAGCACAUUCCACAAAUGGAAGCAGAAGGAGAUCCUUUGAUGAACAUGCUAUUGAGGCUCAAAGAAGCUGCCACUUACUCAAGUGCCCAGAGCUGUGACAGUGAUACUGUCAGCCACCAUGAUGAUAUGCUGGACCCUUCACUUGAAUCAACGCUCUAAAGGGGGAAUGACUUUGGUUAGAGGAUGCUGAUAAACCUAUACUGCAUUAAGACUGCUGAAGUGGCGUGUAUGUGUGCUGAAAGGCAUGUGCGUGCUGUGUUGUAUAUGGAGACACCUGAUUUAAGCAGUAAGCAAAUCAGAAAUGAAAGUUGGAUUUGUCCAGUGUCAAGUGGAAAGAGCCUUUAACAGGGAAACUAUGAAGCAGAGUGCACCCAUAAUAGUCAAACUCGAAUCACGUAGAGUCUUUUAUUUUCUAUCCCUGUCUUGAAAGGUUACAGUGAAAGUGUUUUAUGUGAUACUUCAGUAUACUUGGAGGUGCUGCAUUCAUAGUUCUCCUGCUCCUCCUCUUCCUCCUCUAACCUCUGUGGUGCCUCAUAGCACAUAUUCCAGAUUGCAAUGAUGUUCAAAUAAUAUUCUGCUCUCCUUUCCAAAACGAGGUGGAUGCAAAAUAAAAUUAAAAAAAUGAGAGGGUGUAUAGAUUCAAUAAGCACAAAACAGUAUUGUGCAAUUAACUUAUACAAACAAUACUGUGAUAUGCUGGAUAAGUGCCAAUUUGAUACUAAACUGCCAUAUUUGCAGUGAUGUGGUUCACCAACUUUUUUUUUUCAUCUGUGUGUGUGUGUGUGUGUGUGUGUGUGUGUGUUGAAAAAAAGUCACCCGUUUUUAUAUCCAAAUUGUUUUUAACCACAGUGGUAUUUUUUAAACACCUGCCCACCUCUUAAGGUUGUUGUUGUUGUUGUUAGACAAUUCUGAAGCUGACUAAAGGUUUUGGUUAGGGCUUUGUUUUGAGUCUUUUGGGUGGGGGAAAAAGAUCAUUUCCUAUGGUGCUGUCUCAUUGCCUUAAAUCCGAUUUCUAGACAAUGUUAUACUUGGUUUAAUUUGUUUAAACCAUUGGUUAUUUACAGUUUCCUUUCUUCAUUUUACUAAUGAGAGAGCAUCAGCGAGCACAGUAGCCUUGUGUUUAUAUAUCAAGUUUUUUUAAUUAGGUGGCUAGAAGGAUGAAUUAUUAAUAUAGAUAUAUUAUUUUUAAUCUUCUGUGAAUCAAUGACCUAUCAUCCUAAACCAUUCAAGUGACCCAGAAGCUACUCCUAGUUAACUAUGAAUGAAAACAAAACUAAAAAGUCCAACAUAGUUAUUUUCUAUCCCAUUUGGAAAAGAACGUAUUAAGACAAAAACAGAGAUGUGUGACAUUUUAUCCAGCAGAGCUGGGUAUGCACCUGAGUUAGCAUGAGCACAAACCGUUCUUGGUUUUCGUCCCUUCUCUUCCUUCCCCCAUUUGGAGCAUGCUAUUUUCAUUGCAGUUGUACAUGAAGAAAGUCAGCAUUACAAAAACAUUGACACAGUGCUAUUCACUGUGCAAGACAGAAAUGUUUUUACAGUAAGAGGGGAAGGUGUGGGGGUGAUUUUGCACAGUUUAUUGGGAGGGUAUUGUAAAUACUGAAAAUAAAAAGUGUUGCACAAAUGAAAGGAAACAAAACAGUGACAGCAGCAAAAAUAUAAAAUUAUACUUUAUUAUAUCAAUGUGAAAAAAUGUUUCAUUUAUGGAGAAUACCUGUAUGUUGUAAACAAAGCAAGAGGGCAAUCUGUACAAUCUGUUUUAAAAGAAGACAGAAAAAUCAGGUAUGUUUGUCCUGUACUUAGAACUGCCAUCACAAGUCCUGAGCUAUCCUUGCUACAAUUAACAUUUGCACUCUUUAAACCAAUCUAACUUUAUAGAAAAAAAUAGACAUUAUCUGUCCUGGCAAGAUACACCAGACUGAACGAAAACCUAAUCAGAGUAAUUGGAGAUAUUGGUUAAAAUUAACAUAAAAUAUUUAAGGGCUAUAGCAUUCUGUAGGCAUGUAUUUCAACCCCUAUCUUGAAAGGGCUCAUAUGGAGCAUGUUCACUCAUAACCAUAGGACAUGUGCCAAUGAAGUGCUUUCAGGAUACACAUAACCAAUGGAUAACUUCAGGAUAUGUAACUGGUGCUACUAAUUCCUGCAACAAUAUAUUUUGCAAAACAAAUAUCAAAAAAAAAUCAAUGCAGUUUUCCUUGUUGCAUCAGCUGUAGGUCUCCUGCAUGGUGCUAUUGCCCUAAUAAGAAAGUCUGCUUUUAUGCACAAAAAAAAUGUACUCAGACUGAUUUCCAGCAGUAAAUAUUAGUUGACUGUCUCAUAUUGUUAACAGCAUGCCACUCUGGAAAAUGACUAAAACAAAAGCUGUCCCUGAUGAUUGAUGUAGUCUGAAACAACAUCUAAGCCCAGGAACUCCUGCCAUUUUCAAUACACUUACACACAUCCUGUAUGUAUAUACUACAUAAUACAAUUUUCCCUGCAAUACAUUUCAGUGAAUCCACCUAGUUUACAACUUUAACAAAUUUGUUUGUGAAGCAUUUGUCUGUAUACAUUUUAUAUUUUGUACAUUUUUAAUGUAACAUAUUGUGUAAAUAGACAGAAACAGUGAGAUAAAUCAUCUGAAAAGUUUUGUAGUCUUUGUAAAGCCCUAAUAAUAAGUAUUUGGUGUCAUCAGACUUAACUGGAUGAUGUAUUUUAUAUUGAUUUAUUGUUCUUCUAGCUUGUAAACCAGCUUGCAUAUAUUUUUUGCAGGUGUGCACACUGUAUCUGUCUAAAUUAUUACUUUGCCAUUAAAGUGGAAUUAUUUAUU
Crotalus tigris (Tiger rattlesnake) is the source of this 10189-nucleotide messenger RNA. RefSeq names its product neuron navigator 3 (gene NAV3). Gene Ontology annotation, molecular function: ATP hydrolysis activity; ATP binding; protein binding. NCBI's taxonomy places the organism in Eukaryota, Metazoa, Chordata, Lepidosauria, Squamata, Viperidae. Bases 664 to 7545 code for a protein of 2293 amino acids. The record is from RefSeq and is a predicted model, not a curated record. The transcript is spliced from 40 exons. Gene Ontology annotation, biological process: neurogenesis; nervous system development.